Molecule: messenger RNA, 678 nt
Organism: Lolium rigidum
Lineage: Eukaryota; Viridiplantae; Streptophyta; Magnoliopsida; Poales; Poaceae
Product: LOB domain-containing protein 37-like
Exons: 2
Coding region: 30-662 (210 amino acids)
Biological process (GO): regulation of gene expression
Source: RefSeq, a predicted model, not a curated record
AGUCGGUGAGUGCAAUCGAGCUUGGCAUAAUGAGCUGCAACGGCUGCCGGGUGCUGCGCAAGGGCUGCAGCGAGGCCUGCGUGCUGCGCCCCUGCCUGCAGUGGAUCGACGCCGCCGACGCGCAGGGCCACGCCACCGUCUUCGUCGCCAAGUUCUUCGGCCGCGCGGGACUCCUCUCCUUCAUCUCCGCCGUCUCCGACGACCAGCGCCCUGCCUUGUUCCAGUCGCUGCUGUACGAGGCGGCGGGGCGCACCAUCAACCCGGUGCACGGCGCCGUGGGCCUGCUCUCGACCGGGAGCUGGCACCUCUGCCAGGCCGCCGUGGAGACCGUGCUGCGGGGAGGCGUCAUCGGCCCGCUGCCGGACCUCGCCGGAUCAGGAUGCGGCGCCGUUGCCGGAGGGGACCUCUACGGUGGCAGCGGCGCCUCUGCCAAGCGCGCCGGCGGGUGGUCGACCUUCUCCACCGCCAAGAGGGCGAGGAAGUCGACCGAGGCGCCCGCCCCGUCGUGCGAUCUCGGCCUCUGCCUGAGCCCAAGGUCUCCAGCAGCGGCCAUGCCGCGGCCGGGGACGCCGUCCGUCAGCUCCGACGGGUCCGUGACCACCACCACCACAAGCAGCGGCGGCGGCGAGCGGGAGGCGGUGCUGCUCAACCUUUUUCUCUGAGACCGCCUUUGACGAC